Molecule: messenger RNA, 1521 nt
Organism: Plenodomus lingam JN3
Lineage: Eukaryota; Fungi; Ascomycota; Dothideomycetes; Pleosporales; Leptosphaeriaceae
Source: RefSeq, a predicted model, not a curated record
AUGCUCAGUGGUGCUUGGUGUCUUGGACGCGCCCAGCUGAAAGCCACACUUGCUCCCCCCGCUUCUCGAAAUUUUGCGCUCUGUUGCUGGCGAGCUUUUGGCUCCUUCCGCAACCUUGUGCAUUCCCGCGCAUUGUUCGACGUGGCCCUCUCUCGAAUGAUGAUGAUGAUGAUGAUGAUGAUGAUGGCGAUGACGGUGACGAUGCAGUGGCAGUGGUGGACCUGCCUGCUCUUCGCCGCCGCCGGCUCCGCCAUGAUCGUACCCUCCAACACUUCGACUGUGAGCGAUCGCUUUCCGGGCACGCUGCCGUUGCAUCAUGCCGAGGGCGAUUCCACGCAGAUUGCGCAACUCAUCCCACUGACCCGGGAAGCGGCAAGGCACACCAUCGAGGGCAACUUGUACAACACCAACUUCUCCAAUGUCGCAAACAUUGCGAACAACGAAAUUGCAUACAUUAGCUGCAACCCAGACGACUACAACGGCCUCGUAGACGCCCAGCGCGUGUUCACAGAGGCAUAUCAGAAUGCGAACAUCUCGGGCGUCAUUUUGUACAGCACUGCGACCGACUACUGCGAUUACGUGCAGGAGACCUCACAGGACAUCAUGCGCACACUCCCCAUCUUCUCCAUGGUGAACAAACAGGACUCCGCUAGAGUGCUCGAUGCCGUCGCCAACCUGCCAAUCUCCAUGAAGUUUUUUGUGCGGGUGCAGGGUCGGAGCAAUGAUAAUAGCAACAACGAUCAACAGUCAGGGCAAAAUCCGCUGGGUCCUUCGCCGUCGACGGCGGUCGCUAUGAUUAUCCUGUAUAGUAUCACGGGCAUCAUCACGGCACUGUUCCUCGUCAUCAUCAUCACGGGCGCUGUCCGCGCGCACCGCCACCCCGAAAGAUAUGGACCCAGAAACGUUUUGGGCCGACCCCGACAGAGUAGGGCACGGGGGCUGGCAAGAGCCAUGUUGGACACGAUUCCGAUUGUCAAGUUUGGCGAGAAGGAGCCUCUAAAGCCAACAGAUGUCGAGCUGGGGCCGUCGACAGAGACAAGAGAGGUUGCAGCAGCCAAUGUGGAAACGGAGAUGCAGCAUGUUUCCCCAGUAGCCGUGGGAACAGCAACAACAAAUGCGACAACCAAGCCAACCACGGAUGAGAUUGAAAGCUCACGAAAUGCUACCCAACCACAGGCAGAAGACGACCAGGAAGGCAUCGCAGCCGCAGCAAACGGUACAGAUGGCACGUCCCACGAUGCAAACCUCGGCUGCUCCAUCUGCACCGAAGACUUUGAAAAGGGCCAGGAUCUCCGCGUUCUGCCCUGCAACCACAAAUUUCACCCCGACUGCGUCGACCCCUGGCUCCUCAAUGUCUCAGGCACAUGUCCCCUCUGCCGUGUAGAUCUCCACCCCGUAGCCUCUAACGACAACUCAAUCCCCCCAUCCGACCUCUCGGAUCCGCCACAGCCCCUCGAAGCAGAAUCCUCGCACCGCCGCCGCAGCGCCUUCCGCGACAUUUUCGCCUCAAUAACUCUGUAG